CUUGGUAGUCGAAGAGUUUUACUGAUUUUUUAAAAAAGUGCUGGAUUGGGUGACUAGAAGAAAGCUGCCGUUAGGUCUCCAGUUUUUAAGACUGCAACAGCAUGUCUCAAUAUUUGAAAUCACUACGGUUAAAAGCAGUCAUAUUGUGCAGUUCCCCAGUGAACACUUUUUGUAGUUUAGAUUAUAAAGUCUGAAAUACAAUUUGGGUGGAUAAAGUUUCUCAGGACGGUAUAGAUGUGACUAAUCAUGAAGUCCUUCCUGUUGCCAUUCUUCAACGCAAUAAGCUACAGAAAUUGACAGAAGUAAGAAGAGACCAUUGGAAAAUGAUGGGCCUGUUAAAAAGAAAGUAAAGAAAGUCCAACAAAAGGAAGGAGGAAGUGAUCUGGGAAUGUCUGGCAACUCUGAGCCAAAGAAAUGUCUGAGGACCAGGAAUGUUUUAAAGUCUCUGGAAAAAUUGAAAGAAUUCUGCUGCGAUUCUGCCCUUCCUCCAAAUAGAGUCCAGACAGAAUCUCUGCAGGAGAGAUUUGCAGUUCUGCCAAAAUGUACUGAUUUUGAUGAUAUCAGUCUUCUACAUGCAAAGAAUGCAGUUUCUUCUGAAGAUUUGAAAUGUCAAAUUAAUCAAAAGGACACAACACUUUUUGAUCUCAGUCAGUUUGGAUCAUCAAAUACAAGUCAUGAAAAUUUACAGAAAACUGCUUCCAAACCAGCUAACAAACGGUCCAAAAGCAUCUAUACGCCGCUAGAAUUACAAUACAUAGAAAUGAAGCAGCAGCACAAAGAUGCAGUUUUGUGUGUGGAAUGUGGAUAUAAGUAUAGAUUCUUUGGGGAAGAUGCAGAGAUUGCAGCCCGAGAGCUCAAUAUUUAUUGCCAUUUAGAUCACAACUUUAUGACAGCAAGUAUACCUACUCACAGACUGUUUGUUCAUGUACGCCGCCUGGUGGCAAAAGGAUAUAAGGUGGGAGUUGUGAAGCAAACUGAAACCGCAGCUUUAAAGGCCAUUGGAGACAACAGAAGUUCACUCUUUUCCCGGAAAUUGACUGCCCUUUAUACAAAAUCUACACUUAUUGGAGAAGAUGUGAAUCCCCUAAUCAAGCUGGAUGAUGCUGUAAAUGUUGAUGAGAUAAUGACUGAUACUUCUACCAGCUAUCUUCUGUGCAUCUCUGAAAAUAAGGAAAAUGUUAGGGACAAAAAAAAGGGCAACAUUUUUAUUGGCAUUGUGGGAGUGCAGCCUGCCACAGGCGAGGUUGUGUUUGAUAGUUUCCAGGACUCUGCUGCUCGUUCAGAGCUAGAAACCCGGAUGUCAAGCCUGCAGCCAGUAGAGCUGCUGCUUCCUUCGGCCUUGUCCGAGCAAACAGAGGCGCUCAUCCACAGAACCACAUCUGUUAGUGUGCAGGAUGACAGAAUUCGAGUCGAAAGGAUGGAUAACAUUUAUUUUGAAUACAGCCAUGCUUUCCAGGCAGUUACAGAGUUUUAUGCAAAAGAUACAGUUGACAUCAAAGGUUCUCAAAUUAUUUCUGGCAUUGUUAACUUAGAGAAGCCUGUGAUUUGCUCUUUGGCUGCCAUCAUAAAAUACCUCAAAGAAUUCAACUUGGAAAAGAUGCUCUCCAAACCUGAGAAUUUUAAACAGCUAUCAAGUAAAAUGGAAUUUAUGACAAUUAAUGGAACAACAUUAAGGAAUCUGGAAAUCCUACAGAAUCAGACUGAUAUGAAAACCAAAGGAAGUUUGCUGUGGGUUUUAGACCACACUAAAACUUCAUUUGGGAGACGGAAGUUAAAGAAGUGGGUGACCCAGCCACUCCUUAAAUUAAGGGAAAUAAAUGCCCGGCUUGAUGCUGUAUCUGAAGUUCUCCAUUCAGAAUCUAGUGUGUUUGGUCAGAUAGAAAAUCAUCUACGUAAAUUGCCCGAUAUAGAGAGAGGACUCUGUAGCAUUUAUCACAAAAAAUGUUCUACCCAAGAGUUCUUCUUGAUUGUCAAAACUUUAUAUCACCUAAAGUCAGAAUUUCAAGCAAUAAUACCUGCUGUUAAUUCCCACAUUCAGUCAGACUUGCUCCGGACCGUUAUUUUAGAAAUUCCUGAACUCCUCAGUCCAGUGGAGCAUUACUUAAAGAUACUCAAUGAACAAGCUGCCAAAGUUGGGGAUAAAACUGAAUUAUUUAAAGACCUUUCUGACUUCCCUUUAAUAAAAAAGAGGAAGGAUGAAAUUCAAGGUGUUAUUGACGAGAUCCAAAUGCAUUUGCAAGAAAUACGAAAAAUACUAAAAAAUCCUUCUGCACAAUAUGUGACAGUAUCAGGACAGGAGUUUAUGAUAGAAAUAAAGAACUCUGCUGUAUCUUGUAUACCAACUGAUUGGGUAAAGGUUGGAAGCACAAAAGCUGUGAGCCGCUUUCACUCUCCUUUUAUUGUAGAAAAUUACAGACAUCUGAAUCAGCUCCGGGAGCAGCUAGUCCUUGACUGCAGUGCUGAAUGGCUUGAUUUUCUAGAGAAAUUCAGUGAACAUUAUCACUCCUUGUGUAAAGCAGUGCAUCACCUAGCAACUGUUGACUGCAUUUUCUCCCUGGCCAAGGUCGCUAAGCAAGGAGAUUACUGCAGACCAACUGUACAAGAAGAAAGAAAAAUUGUAAUAAAAAAUGGAAGGCACCCUGUGAUUGAUGUGUUGCUGGGAGAACAGGAUCAAUAUGUCCCAAAUAAUACAGAUUUAUCGGAGGACUCAGAGAGAGUAAUGAUAAUUACCGGACCGAACAUGGGUGGAAAGAGCUCCUACAUAAAACAAGUUGCAUUGAUUACCAUCAUGGCUCAGAUUGGCUCCUAUGUUCCUGCAGAAGAAGCGACAAUUGGGAUUGUGGAUGGCAUUUUCACAAGGAUGGGUGCUGCAGACAAUAUAUAUAAAGGACGGAGUACAUUUAUGGAAGAACUGACUGACACAGCAGAAAUAAUCAGAAAAGCAACAUCACAGUCCUUGGUUAUCUUGGAUGAACUAGGAAGAGGGACGAGCACCCAUGAUGGAAUUGCCAUUGCCUAUGCUACACUUGAGUAUUUCAUCAGAGAUGUGAAAUCCUUAACCCUGUUUGUCACCCAUUAUCCGCCAGUUUGUGAACUAGAAAAAAAUUACUCACACCAGGUGGGGAAUUACCACAUGGGAUUCUUGGUCAGUGAGGAUGCAAGCAAACUGGAUCCAGGCGCAGAAGAACAAGUCCCUGAUUUUGUCACCUUCCUUUACCAAAUAACUAGAGGAAUUGCAGCAAGGAGUUAUGGAUUAAAUGUGGCUAAACUAGCAGAUGUUCCUGGAGAAAUUUUGAAGAAAGCAGCUCACAAGUCAAAAGAGCUGGAAGGAUUAAUAAAUACGAAAAGGAAGAGACUCAAGUAUUUUGCAAAGUUAUGGACGAUGCAUAAUGCACAAGACCUGCAGAAGUGGACAGAGGAGUUCGAAAUGGAAGAAACACAGACUUCUCUUCUUCAUUAAAAUGAAGACUACAUUUGUGAACAAAAAAUGGAGAAUUAAAAAUACCACCUGUACAAAAUAACUCUCCAGUAACAGCCUAUCUUUGUGUGACAUGUGAGCAUAAAAUUAUGACCAUGGUAUAUUCCUAUUGGAAACAGAGAGGUUUUUCUGAAGACAGUCUUUUUCAGGUUUCUGUCUUCCUAACUUUUCUAAGUAUAAACACUCUUGAAUAGACUUCCACUUUGUAAUUAGAAAAUUUCAUGGACAGUAAGUCCAGUAAAGCCUUAAGUGGCAGAAUAUAAUUCCCAAGCUUUUGGAGGGUGAUAUAAAAAUUUACUUCAUAUUUUUAUUUGUUUCAGUUCAGAUAAUUGGCAACUGGGUGAAUCUGGCAGGAAUCUAUCCAUUUGAACUAAAAUAAUUGUAUUAUGCAACCAGUUUAUCCACCAAGAACAUAAGAAUUUUUUAUAAGAAGUAGAUAGAAUUGGCCAGGCAUGGUGGCUCACGCCUGUAAUCCUAGCACUUUAGGAGGCCAAGGCAGGCAGAUCACCUGAGGUCAGGAGUUCCAGACCAGCCUGGCCAACAUGGCAAAACCCCAUCUUUACUAAAAAUAUAAAGUACAUCUCUACUAAAAAUACAAAAAAAUUAGCUGGGCAUGGUGAUGCACACCUGUAGUCCCAGCUACUCCGGAGGCUGAGGCAGGAGAAUCUCUUGAACCUGGGAGGUGGAGGUUGCAAUGAGCCGAGAUCACGUCACUGCACUCCAGCUUGGGCAACAGAGCAAGACUCCGUCUCAAAAAAAAAAGAAAAAAGAAAUAGAAUUAUCAAGCUUUUAAAAACUAGAGCACAGAAGGAAUAAGGUCAUGAAAUUUAAACGGUUAAAUAUUGUCACAGGAUUAAGCAGUUUAAAGAUUGUUGGAUGAAAUUAUUUGUCAUUCAUUCGAGUAAUAAAUAUUUAAUGAAUACUUGCUAUAGAUGAUGGUAUGUCCCGUUGAAUUUUGGUGUUUUCAAGUGUUUGGAAAUUGUCAUUUUUUUUAGGUGUAAUUAUGAAAUUAAGGUUACUGCUUUGACCAGCACAAUACACAGAAGUGAACUUGUUCAUUUGGGACCUUUCUGUUCAUUAACAUAUCAGGUGUAUGAUCUUCCCAGUAAUGAGCCUUAUAGCUUAGUUAAUUCAUAACAGUGCUCCCUUCCUGCAAAUUUAGGGUAACACGUGCUCAACUGUGUCCCUGGGUUUUUUACAGCACUUACAAUCUGGCUUCCCAGAUCCAUGUGUUCUUUUUGUUUCUAAAUAUAUGAUCUUGCACAAAAGCUCUCUAUCCUAUUUUCCUCUCUUUUAUUAUUUCUGCUCAGUUAAAUGUCUUCCCCACAUUUGAUGGACAUAUUUUUAAUUCCUUCUUCUGGAUUAUUACCUUCAGUGAUCCCAGCAAUGACCCCAGCCAGACAUAGGAGUCAAUACAGUGUCCCCAAGUUGUGGCUUCACUUUUGAGUCAGUCACUCUUUAGCUAUCUGACUCUCAACCUUAUUGGAGUUAGAGUAUGAUGUAGUUUGAUUGAUUCUACCACCCCUCCAGAAAUAUGAAGGUAUAGUCAAAUUCUCAAAACUGUCAAAAUAGAGUUAGUUGGAAUGUACACUUUAAAUUUUAAAAAGAACAAAAUCGUUUCAAUACUCUAUAUAACUGUAAAUGUCUUAUAUUCUUUCUAACAAGAUUUCAAAGAUAGUGCUGUAACCUCACCUCACAGGGAGAAAAGGAGAUGACUCCAGGAAUUUCAUGCCCGUGCCAGAGGGAGCUGCAGGGACCAGCAAUCACUGGUAAUGUCCAGGUGGACACCUGGAGCCACCUCUCCCUCUUGCUUGGUCCAGGCCAGCAUCAACACUGAAGCAGGUAGGGGUUCCAGGAGCAUUGUGUCCUGGCAGUGGCAGCACACAGUGUCUGGCAGCUGACAUCGUGGAACUUUACAGGGUAGAUUCUCCAGCAUGAUCAGGAAGCCAGCCAGGCGGCCAGCUUGCGGGAGGGCAGGCCUCCUCCAAGCUGGGGAAGAGAUCAGCACAGUUGAACUGCAUUUCCAAGUGAGGCUCAUCCCCAGCUGGGUUACUGAGAUAUUGGAGGAAACAUUGAGGCCAAAUCCCAGUCAUAAAGACUGCACAAAUGCCAUGGAGAGGUAGGCAGAAAGUUGCAAACAAGUGGGUUUGUAUUUCAGAUAACCAUCUUGGGGGCUGCAAUUCUAAAGUUAGAUAUAACCACACAGGUGAGAAUAGGGCUGCUGGUGCAUGGGAAGGGCCCUCCACAUUCCCUCUGGUACUGCACAGGCAUGAGCCUGCAGGCUAAAUGUCUUCCAUACUUCAGAUGGAGGCUGGGGGAGACAGGGCUGACUGGUGGCCAAAUGUCAAGGAAAGUAACUUUUUAAUAUGAUAUAUUCCUGUAAGUGACUAGUCUGUUUUUAGCCAUCAAAUUACAAAUUAAGAGCUAGUGAUUCUGCAGUAACACACACCAAUUCCUCAAAAACCUUCUAAAGUCACACCACUUUAAUAAUUCCAACCUUAGGGAAAAAAAGCCAAACACAUUUUAACAAGUUUCAACUUUGACCUUUCUAUUGCUUCAUCUCUCCUCAGUGCUGUCUAUUCUAUAUAGUUUUUAAAAUAGUGUUAUUAUAUAACUAGUAUAACAAUAUUUGAAAAUCCAUGGGACUAUAAUUUAUAAUUUAAAAAGAGAAAAAAGGAAAAAUGAAUUUUUAAAAUUAAAUUUUGUAAGGUAAAAAUAAAUUUAAAGGCUGGGCGUGGUUGCUCACACCUGUAAUCCUAGCACUUUGGGAGGCCGAGGUGGGCAGAUUGCCUGAGCUCAGGAGUUCAAGACCAGCCUGGGCAACAUGGUGAAACCCCAUCUCUACUAAAAUAGAAAAAAUUAGCCAGGUGUGGUGGCAUGCGCCUGUAGUCCCAGCUACUCGGGAGGCUGAGGCAGAAGAAUUGCUUGAACCCUGGAGGCGGAGGUUGCAGUGAGCCAAGAUCACACCACUGCACUCCACCCUUGGCAAGAGAGCAAGACUCCGUCUCCAAAAAACAUUUAAAGGAAAAAAAAUGUAAAAACCUAAGCAUUUGAGUUACUUAGUUUAUCUCAAUGUUUCUCAGUGCUGAAUAUGAAAAUCAAAUGAUUCCAAUUUGAAUCAUAGUCUUUUGGACUGAGAUCCAAGCUUAGUAUUCUUUUAUGGGCUUUAUUGACAUAGUUUACAUACUGCACAAUUUAUUUAGAGUGAAUAAUUCAGUGGGUUUUUGUGUAUUCACAAGCUUGUACAGCUGUCACUACAAUCAAUUUUAGAACAUUCUUACCACCCUAAAAAGAAACGCUGUACCUAUUAACUGCCAGUCUGCAUUCCUCCCCAAGAUCCUCAGCCCUAGACAACCCCUAAUCUUCAUUCUGUCUCUAUAGAUUUGCCUAUUUUGGACAUUCCAUAUGAAUGGAACCAUAGAAUAUGUGGUCUUUUGUGUCUGGGUUUCUUUCACUUAGAUGCAAGAUUCAUCUGUGUAUCAGAACUUCAUUCUCUUUAGCUGGUAAAAAGUAUUCCAUUUUAUGUAUACCUUACAUUUUAAUUUAUCCAUUCAUUAGUUGAUACACAUUUGGAUUGUUGCUAUUUCUAGCUAUUAUGAGUAAUUCUACCAUGAAUAUUUGUGUAUAGGUUUUUAUGUGAUGAGGCAUAAUAUUUUUUAAAAAGCUCCCCUAGUAAUUCUGAUGUGCAGUCGGGUUUGUAAACUAUUAGUCUCAAAGAUGACAAAUGACUAAACAGUAUUUUUAAUUGAGUGGACAAUCAUUUGGUCUGUUUGUCCUCUGCUUUAUCUGUCACUUAGGGCAGAGCAUAGCAUACUAUAGACCCUAAUUAAUAUUUGUUAAAGUGGUAAAGAAAAACCAAACUCCUUCAGCUUAGAAACCCAAUGAAAAGAUGUUUCUUUUCAUAAUGAAGGCACCAUUUCACUAGGGAUUCAAGAUCCAUACAGAAGUGUGCUGUAUCUUUAGAAAAAAAUAAAAACUUUUUCAGACAAUUUUUCCAGGUUUGCGUCUGUCAUCAUCAUGGUGAUGGUGUUGGGGCUGGUGAAACACUGCCCACUGAAUCAAUUCCAGAGUAAAAACUAGAUUGAAUCCAAAAUGUUCUAUAAAUUAGUGUUGACCUUUACUGUGUUCUGAGAUCAAUAUUAAUUACUGCUGUGCUUUGUUAUUAUAAAAGGGCUAUUUGAUGUUUCACACCAAGGAUAUGGGUGGAGAGAGAAAAGAACUUGUAUUAAUACCAUCUGUGGUUUCUAACUUUGUAAUUAAGGCCAAUUCCUCUGUGGAACAUUUUAGUUAUUAUAUAUCAUGAUUAUUCGGUUUAUUAAUAUCCAGGGAAGUACCACAGUUUGAGAGCCAUUCAUUCUGGUUUACUUGGGGAGUCCUAUUCUAUACCUGUUUUGCUGGCAUAAUUAUUAAAAGCCUCUUUAACUCAAAA
Molecule: messenger RNA, 7907 nt
Organism: Pongo pygmaeus (Bornean orangutan)
Lineage: Eukaryota; Metazoa; Chordata; Mammalia; Primates; Hominidae
Gene: MSH3
Product: mutS homolog 3
Exons: 24
Coding region: 389-3460 (1023 amino acids)
Biological process (GO): somatic recombination of immunoglobulin gene segments; mismatch repair; mitotic recombination
Cellular component (GO): nucleus
Molecular function (GO): mismatched DNA binding; ATP-dependent DNA damage sensor activity; ATP binding
Source: RefSeq, a predicted model, not a curated record